CCCUUUCUCUCUCUCGCUUUGGGAGUGAUAGUGCAGUCAGACGUAGGCUACUGGUGGAAUGCAUGGGAGAGGAGAAAUCCGUGCCGUUCAUCGCUGAGAGAGGGAGACAGGGGUGGUGGCAGAGAGAGGGAGAGACAUGGCUUCCAAAGAGACAUCCUCCUGUUUUGUCAGCGUUUCCAGGGAACUCACAGAAAGCAUCAGGAAGCUCAUCGACAAGUCUUCAAUCAAGUUCAUUCGUGGCAUCAAACUUGAAACAAAAAACGGCAAAUCAGAGGACAGGAUAUUGGUUCUCACAACAUGGAGGCUCUAUCUAAUGGCUGUGAAGGUUCCUUCAAAGGUGGAGAUGACUUUCAACUUCCUGGAGAUCCGUUCCAUAAGCACACAGCCAGACCUGCAGGUUGUCAUAGAAACAGACAAGUCCACCUACUCCUUCCGGCUUCAGUCAAGAGACCACCUCGAUCAUGUGAUUAACCAUGUCAACUAUGCCCUGUCACGAAUAUUCAACAACUCUAUUUUUGCACCAUCCAUCUGUCAAUCAGACAGUGACCUAUCAGAUGGAAGCAGGAAGUACUCUCCAAGUUCAGACACGUCUGUCGAGACACAGAGGGCUUGUGGAGGCUUCUCAGAGACAUAUGCUGCUCUGUGUGAUUAUAAUGGCAUCAGCUGCAAGGAGGAGGUGCAGUGGGAUGUGGAUACCAUCUACCACUCCCAAGACAACAGGGAGUUCAACCUGCUGGACUUCAGUCACCUGGAAAGCAGGGACCUGGCAGUGAUUGUGGCGUCCAUGGCGUACAACACAUGGUUCACUAAACUCUACUGCAAGGACCUGCGGAUUGGUUCAGAGGUCACAGAACAAGUUCUGCACACGCUUAGUAAGUCAUCCAGCCUGGAGGAGAUCACACUGGAGAAUGUUGGGCUAAAAUCUGACUUCCCUCAGAAGCUGUCCGUCGCCCUCUCUGAGAACCCAGCCUCUGUAAUCCACUCCCUCAAUUUGGCUCAUAACACCCUUGACAAUCAAGGUGUGUGCAAUCUCAUUCAGCAGGUGUGUCGCCUGAGCAAAGGGCUGCGUCUCCUCAACCUGUCCAAGACAUCCCUCUCCUCCAAAGGUGUGGUGUCGCUCUCUCAGGCUCUGUGCUCGAGUGACGACUAUUCUAACUCCCUGCUGCAUCUGGAUCUCAGCAAAAACCCCGGGGUCCUGUCAGGAGAGGACGCCUCGAACCUGCACCUCUUCCUCUCCCAGCCCAACUGCCUGGUCCACCUGGACCUGUCCAGCACCGACUGUUCAGUGGACUCGCUCUUCGGUGCGUUGCUCAGGGGUUGCUGUGCUGACCUCUCCUACUUGAAUCUCUCCAAAAACUCCUUCUCUCACAGGAAAGUAAAGGACUCUCUCCCGUAUUUCAUAUUGAUUCUUCCGGCCUCGGCCUUCUCACUCCUGCCAUGAUCUGCUGUCUCCAUGAAGCUGCCUGGCGAUUCUGGAAGGGCGCUGCUAAUGGGCCUGACAUCAAACCCUCACAUUAAUGACAUGCACCUGGAUAUCAGUGGCUGUGAGCUCCGGUCAUCUGGAGCUGCGGUGCUGCAGGAGCUCUUCCCCCGGGUUUCCUCCAUCGCCACGCUGGACAUCUCAGACAACGGUCUGGAUGGAGACUUGCUCACUCUGCUGUCUGCACUAUCCAGGCACCCCUCCCUGAAGCACCUACAUCUGGGGAAAAACUUUAACAUUAAGCACAGAGUGCUGGAUGACGUGCUUCAGAAGCUGGUGCAGAUGAUCCAAGAAGAGGAGUGUGCGCUGCAGUCGCUCUCUCUGGUGGACUCCAGGCUGCGCUCACGGGGCACGGUGCUGGUCAACGCCCUGGGCAGCAACACCUGCCUGCGCAAGGUGGACCUAAGUGGCAACAACAUGGAGGACAUCGGGGCUAAGAUGCUGAGCAAAGCCCUGCAGAUCAACACCACGCUCAGGAGUGUAACAUGGGACCGGAACAACACCACCGCCACAGGAUUCUUGGACAUGGCCCGAGCACUGGAACAUAAUUUCACAUUGCAGUAUAUGCCCCUGCCCCUCAGUGACAUCACGCAGGCCUACCGCAGUGCACCUGAGAAGAUGGAGCAGGCGCUCACCAAGAUCCAGAGAGCUCUCCUGAGGAACAACCAGACCCAGCGCUUCUCCCAGAGACAGGCUCUCCGUCUGCAUCAGGGCCUCGUCACCAGCACGGCUGAACAGGUAAUGGAGCGCCUGUGUGUGCGCGUCCAGCAGCAAGUGUGCGCUCUGAAGGGUGUUGGAGAGGCGGAGGAGCUGCAGGCGGCCAAACAGGUGCUCAAGGAGGCCAGGAACUCGCGGGCGCUGUACCCAUCCCUGUGUGAGCUGGCCCAUGUGCUCUCAGUGGACGGACCAGUACGUCAGCGGCUGGACUCUCUGGCUGGAGAACUGGCAAAAGCUGCGGACAAGGAACUUCAGGUGAUUGUGGACUCCAUGGUGUCCCUGUGUCGAGAGCUGUGUCCACUCUCCUCGGUGGCGGCCGAGCGCCUGAGCCCUCCUCUCUCGUCCGUCUCUGAGCGCGUCUCUAUCCCUCGCUCCGCCAUCCGCACCGCACUGAUGGAACGGGCAGCGCAGGACAUCCACCGGGCACUCGAGGAGGUGAAACUGUCAGUGGUGGCCUAUCUAACCAACUCCAUUGUGGAUCAGAUACUGCAGGAGCUCUACUCUACCCAUAAAGCCCUGGCUCGGCAGGUGUCCCAGCUCAAACGGUGGGAGGGCAUGUGUGAUGGAGGGACGGGCAGGAGAUCACACAGACACAGAGACUCACUGGAGAUCACUGAUGAAGAGCUCGGCACCAGUAUAGACACCAUCGCUAUUAAGAAGCGGAGCUCCAGAACGCGUCGCAUUCGACCUGUGUCCACCCGGCUGAGUCUGAAUGAUGACUCCAGUUCGUCCCCUCCCCCCUCCGCACCUCCUCUCUCCUCACCCCUCUCCCGCUCGGCCUCCUGGGAGGGCCUGUCGGAGCUGCCCACUCUGGGCACGCCCCUGCAGCAUGUGACCCGCGUCCGGCCAAAACCCCCACGCAAGCACCGCGGCGGCCACACCCUCUCCGACACGCAACUGCCAGAACCCUGCUCCAAUUUCCAAAAUGAUUUGGAAUGGGUCCAAGCUAAUCUUUACAAACAUUGCAAUGAAAACGGGGCAGUCACGCCUCUUGAUGAUGGACUGCCUGAUUUUUACACCAAGAGAGUUCUGCCUGACAGUCAGCUCUCAUCUCUCCACAAAGCCCACUCGCUACGGAGAAAGAAGCGGCGCAACAUGCUCUCCAUCUUCGGUUUCCGUAGGAACCGCAACUCGACUCUGUCUAAUCAAGAGCCGGACUCAGGUGGCGGGUCCUGCAGUGAAGAGUGCCGAACCGUUGCCACGGCACCCACAGGAACCGCCCAGGAAAAUGUUUACACUCUCCUCCAGCCGCCGAGGUUGGCAGGCAGGGCCGGCUCCCCGGGAGAAGGGGCUGAUGGGACUGUGGAGGACCAGAGAGUGGAGGAGCCUGCUGGCGUCAUGGAAGUAAGGUCCAUCCAAGGCAUGCCACUUCCAAGCAUAGGAGAGAACAAGCAACUUUAUUCGACCAGACAGAGACCAGAGCCUGAACCGGACUACGAGAGACCAGCGGCAUCGGAGAGACCAGCAGACAGAGUGGACCGGCAGACUCCGUCCACGUCGGACAGACAGACGUUGAGACACGCAGACCGACAGCCUGCAAGAGAUGCAGACAGGCAGACAGGCAGGUCAACGGAGAGGCCGUCGGAGCAGGAGUUGGACAGACAGACGCUGAGACAGCUGGACAGGAAGGCAGAGAAACAGUGGGCCGAGGGCAGGAGAGAGGUGGAGAGACAGUGGCCAGACGACAGGCCGGCUGACCGGGUGUGGACGGACCUCCGGCCCGCAGACAGACAGGUGGACCGAGGCUGGACCGACCUGCGGGCGGCAGAGAGACAGUGGGCGGCGGAGCCAAAGCAGACAGACAGGCCCUGGGUCGAUGGCAGGCAGACAGACAGGCCAGCGCCAGACAGACAUGCCCAGGGCCCGCGCACCCCCACAGACAGGCCGCUGCCACCGUACCCCACUGGAGACCGAACACCAUCACCGAACACGCAAGCAGAUAGACAGGUGGCCACGGACAUGCACGCAGACAGACACCCACGCACAGACGUGCAGGCAGAUAGGUGGCACCAGUCGGUCGCGCAGAUCGACAGGAGGAUUUACGCAGAGGUUCAGGCAGACAGACAGGCAGCCACAGACGUGCACUCAGAGAGACACGCGCCGUCCGACAUGCAGGUGGAGAGGUGGCAUCACCCGGACGCCCUUAUAGACAGGCGAAUAUACACAGAGGUGCAGUCAGACAGACAGGUAAGCACUGACACGCAUGCGGAUAGACAUCUACACUCAGAUGUGCACACAGACAGGUGGCACCACUCUGAUGCACAGAUCGACAGGCGAAUAUAUGCAGAAGUUCAGUCAGACAGACACCCAGCUGUAGAGCCACACAUGGAAAGAUGCCUGUCGUCAGAUCUGCAGACAGACAGGCGAAUAUAUGCAGAAGUGCAAGCAGACAGGUGGCACCAUUCGGACACGCCGACAGACAGGCGCAUCUACGCAGAGAUCCAGACUGAGAGACAGGGACUCCUGGACGGGCAGACAGACAGGUGGCAUCAGUCGGAUGGACAGACAGACAGGCGGAUUUAUGCAGAGGUGCAGGCAGAGAGACAGGCAGAGAGACAGGCUCACGGGGUAGACGUGCAGGGAGAUGGGUACGGGGGUACGUCGGACCUGCAGACAGCCCACGGCAGCGACCAGCGGCCAGAGGUGUGGUUGAUGGAGGAGCACUGUAGAAUGGGAAUAGCGCUCCCUCCUGGACAGUCCCUGCCCUGCGGCCCCAAGCCAGACCCUCCUCCACAAAGCAGCAAGCCCAACCUGGCCAAGCUCAGACAGCGCCAUCUGCCUGACAAUUCUGGCGCUGAAGAGGUGACUGAUGAAGACAAGGAUGCAGGGAGGCUGGAAAAGAAAGAGAGAGAUGGAGGGAUAGAGAGAACCAGAGAAACAGAUGGACAUCCACCCCCUGUGCCUCCUAAGCCGGGUUUUGUGACAUCACCACAAGAUCCAACCAAUGAGAGAAAGCUCCCACCUCCGGUGCCCCCUGCCUCUAGCAAACCAGUGCUAGGAUUGGCUGAAAGAUCCCACACACAAGGUGAGGAGAGUGUGAGACCCCAGGCCCCUGUGAAGCCGCAGAGGAACAGGAAGGCCCUGUCAUGUGACCAAGGGAACGACAGGGAAAGCCCCAAUAACCUGGAGAAGCCUCCAAAUCGCAAACCCCCCGUGAAAAAACCUAGACUUCCUCAGAACAAAAACAAAUCUCUGGAAUACUCUGGUAUUUGUUUGCUCUUGUUUGUGCUUUUUCAUGUUUCUCUCCCUCUCUCUCUCUCUCUCUCUCUCUCUCUCUCUGUCUGUGUCUGUACAUGUUUAAGUGUAUACAUGCUGCCUGUGUGAGUGCUUCAUGGUUCAGUUAUAACCAACUGCUUCCCAUUCACCGUACGCUCUACAUUAAUUUAGCAGAUUUAAAUUAAUAUCUAUUUAAAACAUUUUCGUAAUCACACAUGCAUUAAUUAAAAGACCAAAAUCAAUUAUGUUAAUUGGAUGUCACGUUAAAUUCAUUUCUGUGUACAGCUCAGAAUUCAUUUCUGUGUACAGUGUGUUAGUGUGAGGGAGUGUGUAUGUGUGUGUGUGUGUGUGAGAGAGAGAGAGCGAGAGCACCCAUGUCUUCUUGCUGUGU
This is a messenger RNA of Alosa alosa (allis shad), 5804 nucleotides long. RefSeq names its product capping protein, Arp2/3 and myosin-I linker protein 3-like. Gene Ontology annotation, molecular function: protein binding. The record is from RefSeq and is a predicted model, not a curated record. The transcript has 41 exons. NCBI's taxonomy places the organism in Eukaryota, Metazoa, Chordata, Actinopteri, Clupeiformes, Clupeidae. Gene Ontology annotation, biological process: cell migration; regulation of Arp2/3 complex-mediated actin nucleation. Gene Ontology annotation, cellular component: lamellipodium; plasma membrane.